This is a messenger RNA of Aspergillus saccharolyticus JOP 1030-1, 1223 nucleotides long. RefSeq lists its product as uncharacterized. Bases 125 to 1183 code for a protein of 352 amino acids. Gene Ontology annotation, cellular component: cytosol; spliceosomal complex. The transcript has 2 exons. The record is from RefSeq and is a predicted model, not a curated record. Gene Ontology annotation, biological process: mRNA cis splicing, via spliceosome. Lineage: Eukaryota; Fungi; Ascomycota; Eurotiomycetes; Eurotiales; Aspergillaceae.
CCGUGAACCGGGGUCGUAUUUUCUCUUCACCUCCUCCUCCUCUUCUAAUCUCCCUCACGGUCUCGCCCAUUCCCCCCUCCCUCUCUUUCCACAAACCUCAACCCCCAGAUCGCAAAAUCGCAAAAUGGAACCCCUAACUACACCCCCCAACACCACAAUCUUCACCCCGCUGGCUGAGCAUCAAUCGCGCACUCCAAGCUCCUUCCACACGGGCCCCCCAAUCCUCCACUACCACCGCGACAACUGCAAACUCGUUUUGCUCGAGCGCGACCUCCUCGCCCACCCGACCCUGCGCGCCCUGCACCCAUCCCUCGAACCAACCCCCACCACAAACGGCAAUGACAAUGACAAUGCCAACCACAAUGCCUCUCCUACAGCCCUAACCACCGAAGCAGAAGUAGAAGCCAAAGAACUAGCCCUCGACGGCAUCAGCGUCUGGGUUACUUCCGACAAAUUCCUCCUCUACUCCCCCUCUAAGAACGCCGGGCUGGCCAUCCCAUACCCCUCGAUCUCUCUGCACGCUAUUCAACGGCUGCGGCUUCCUGACUCCACAGCCGCGCAGGCCCAGGAACAACAAGAACAACAACAAGAGGAGCACCAAGGUCUCUACAUGCAAAUCGCCGCCCCACCUAGUGGAGGAUUCUCGGAUGAUGAGGAAGAGUGUACGAUUAUGACGCUUGUGCCGUUGGGUGGCGUGCAACAGUCACAGGCAGAAAAGGUGGAGGGUGAGGCGGAUACGGAGAUGGAGAUGGAGACGGAGACGACAGAGGAAACCCAGACCCCGACGCAGGCGCUCUACGCUGCUGUGUCUGCGUGCUCGAAUCUGCAUCCGGAUCCGGUGGAGCCCGGGGAUGAGGAGGAUGAUGAUGAUGAUGAGUAUGAUGAGGGAGAGGAGGGCGGCGACAGUGCCCUGCUGCAGGCGGGGUUGAUUGCCAUGGGCAAUGGGGAGGGCGGCUUGCCUCCGCCGAUGGAUGGGAGUUCCGGGUGGAUCACGGCGGAGAAUAUGCAUGAGUUCUUCGAUGAAGAGGGGAAUUGGAUCGGUGGCGGCCAGGAGCCGAGUUUGCCCUUGGGGCCCGGCGCUGGGACGGUGAGGCAGAGGGAGGAUGGCGAAGAUGGACAACAGGAUGGUGAUGUCGAUGGAGAGGGAGAAAGUGAAGAGACCAAGUGGAGAAGAACAGACUGAAAUGGUCGACGCCUCACUUUCCUAUAGACUAGAGAUCACG